Molecule: messenger RNA, 1770 nt
Organism: Paramecium octaurelia
Lineage: Eukaryota; Ciliophora; Oligohymenophorea; Peniculida; Parameciidae
Source: the annotation of a GenBank genome assembly
AAAUAAUAAAACUUAUUCCAAAUGUUGAAGAAAUUGCAAUAGUCAGCAAAGGGAGCAUAUAAUCAGAGAUUUGGAAACGAGAAAUACGAGGAAAUGGAAGAAGAAAAGAACAACAAGUAAGCAGAUUCACUAUUCUCAUAAUUCAAUGCUACUCUCCAAUUCAAUCAGACUGAUAACAACUGCUGUAAUCAACUUAUAUAUUUAAGAAAUAAAUAAUAAUCAUGAGCAAGUUAUCGAAGUUUCAGACAGAACAUAAAUAGAUUUCACUAAAGCACUCAUUCCAGAAGAACUGAAAUAAUAAAUGCAGGAAGAAGAAAUUAAGGAGAUUGCCAUUGAAAACAAUAAAAAGAGUUACAAGAAGCCUAAAAAAAAUGAUGAAAUGCCAGAAUUUUUAACAAAAAAAAUUUGUUUAAAUGAAAAUGGUGAAAACUACUACGAAAUAGCAGCCAAAAAAGCAAAGGAAUAAAAUAGUACUAUGUUCUAAUUAAAACAUUUUGUAAUAACAAAGGCAACAAGUGUGCAAUAAUAGGUCAAAGUAAUUUUUAUUAUAUAUAUUCAUAGAAAUCUCUCAAAAAACUAGACGCUCAUGUCAAAAAAAAAAUUUUAGAAAAGAAACAACAUAUCAACCUUUGGAUAGCAGGAUAAUUGGAUGCUAAAAUCGUAUCUUUAAUGAGUAACAUGGAACCCAAAAUAACGGAGAGUGUAAAGAAAUCGGUUCCUUUUGAUUUUAUGUAAGACUUCAUGCAUGAUACAGCCAUUAAUUUAUGGAAAGAUUUCACAGAUUUAGUGAGAUUAGAAUUAAGGGCGAAAUUUGAUAGUAAGAAAGUUGAAAUUAAGAAAAGAGAAGUUAAAGGUCCUUUAAAUGUAUUAAGGAAUUUUAUCCUUUAUUCUCUUUAUCCUGCAGAUCUAACGACUAAAGAUCACAUGAAUAGAAUUUCUUUUAAGGUGCUUAAAUUAUCUCAAUACCUACCAUACAUGGGCAUAUAACCAUUAAUGUUUUCUAUCAUUCUACUUUGUAUCAACAAAGUAAAUUAUAAAUUUAUAUAUAUAGGAAGAAUAUUAAUUAGUUAAUUACAUAGCAGAUUAUAAAUCUAUCUAGUUUUUAACAAAUGGAAUAAUUCCAUGUCUAAUUGCCUAUUUCUAUUAUUUUUUCUAUGAUCAAGGACCGUCAUAUCAUCAAUCUAUUUUUGUACUCCUUUUCACAUUUUUGGCUCAGUGUAUUAAUGUUUGGAUAGCUUUUUAUUUGUUAAAAAGCUCUCAUUCCAAGGGAGAAGUCUUAAAGGCAGAACUAACAAUAACUUAGGAAGAGAAAGGAGGUAGAUUAAAAUACUUUUUAAUAUAUGAUUUAAUUUGUUUAGUUGUAACUAUUUGUGCAUCAAGUAUGAUUCUAGAAUAUAUACUUAGUUAUUGUCUAUUUCUCACACACAAUGAAUGACCCAAGAUAAUCAUUUGGAGAUUUGUUAUUUUUUGCAAGAACCAUAUAUGCAUUUUUCAGUUUCCCUUUCAUAAUCUUUAUGUUGCCAUUUUUUGUUAAAUUAUUAACAAAUGCUAUUGCAACUGGUUAUGAUAAAUAUGGAAAUUGCAUAUAAGCUAUGAAUUCUAUUUAAAUGACAUACAGAGAAGCAGCUUUAAACAGGAAAGAAGACAUAGAUAUUGAAGAAAUUAUUGAUUAAGAUUAGGAUGACUAACAUAAUGAUGAUAGUAAGCUUAAAAAUUAAAAUCAAGGCCUUAAUAAAACAGUUGGCUGAUUUAAUUAAAUAUUUAUAAGUG